Cavenderia fasciculata is the source of this 642-nucleotide messenger RNA. RefSeq lists its product as uncharacterized. Gene Ontology annotation, biological process: RNA processing. NCBI's taxonomy places the organism in Eukaryota, Evosea, Eumycetozoa, Acytosteliales, Cavenderiaceae. The transcript has 2 exons. Gene Ontology annotation, molecular function: ribonuclease III activity. The record is from RefSeq and is a predicted model, not a curated record. Bases 1 to 642 code for a protein of 213 amino acids.
AUGUCUUGUAAACAUGAAUUUGAAAGAGGUGAGUUCUUUGGUGACACCUAUCUCAAUCUUUUAUUUACUCAAAUCUUGGAUAUUGCUAUUCCAAAGAAAUGUUUUACACCUGGUUUGGGAACAUUUAUAAUUAAUUGUGGAGCCAAUAAUGCAUUGCUGGCCAAAUUGUUUGACACUAUCAAUGUGGUAGGAUUGAUGGAUCCAAGAGAGGUCAAUAACAAUGGAGGAACCAAGUACAAGGCCGAUAUAGUAGAGUCGAUCAUCUCACAACUCUACGAGUCAAGACAUACCAACCAAUCGUCAAUGCGUGUACUUUCAAGUAUCGUAUUCACUCUGUUCCAAUGCUCAUGUUAUGUACUUGAUAUACAAGUAGAGAUUACUGCUCAAGUCAUUGCUAGUAUCACUAAUCAGGGACACCAGAGAGACUACAGCAAUCCAUUGCCACCACCACCACCACCACCAACUCUAUCAUCGUCAUCAUCACUCGUAGUAGUAGAUACAUCAAUCGAUAUCUAUCCACCACCACCACCACCACCAACAAAGACAGAUUCCCAUUCAGUUGCCAUUUCCAUUCCAAUCAAACCUUCACCACUACCAGUUGCCAAGGUACCAGUCUGUAGUCCAAGGAUUCUUUGCUUUUAG